UGAGGAGUGACUGGGGGUGUGUCCGCAGGAGGAGGUCCGGGUGAAGAUCAAAGACCUGAAUGAACACAUCGUCUGCUGCCUGUGUGCCGGCUACUUCGUGGAUGCCACCACCAUCACAGAGUGUCUCCACACCUUCUGCAAAAGUUGUAUUGUGAAGUACCUGCAGACCAGCAAGUACUGCCCCAUGUGCAACAUCAAGAUCCACAAGACGCAGCCGCUGCUCAACCUCAAGCUGGAUCGGGUCAUGCAGGACAUAGUCUAUAAACUGGUACCAGGCUUGCAAGACAGUGAAGAGAAACAGAUUCGGGAAUUCUAUCAGUCCCGAGGCUUGGACAGAGUCACCCAGCCCAGUGGGGAAGAGCCAGCCCUGAGCAACCUUGGCCUCCCUUUCAGCAGUUUUGACCACUCUAAAGCCCACUAUUACCGCUAUGACGAACAGCUGAGCCUAUGCCUGGAGCGGCUGAGUUCUGGCAAAGACAAGAAUAAAAACGUCCUUCAGAACAAAUACGUCCGAUGCUCUGUUAGAGCUGAGGUACGCCAUCUCCGAAGGGUUCUGUGUCACCGCCUAAUGCUAAAUCCACAACAUGUACAGCUCCUUUUUGACAAUGAGGUUCUCCCUGAUCACAUGACAAUGAAGCAGCUGUGGCUGUCCCGCUGGUUUGGCAAGCCAUCUCCUUUGCUUUUACAAUACAGUGUGAAAGAGAAGAGGAGGUAGGGGCCAGACUUGCUUCCACCCCCUCCCACCCCUCCCAGAUAUUUAUGUGAAAUUAACUGUGGCUUUAUUUUUUGAAAUAAAAGCUUUGAAAAAGCA
This is a messenger RNA of Alexandromys fortis (reed vole), 811 nucleotides long. RefSeq names its product polycomb group RING finger protein 1-like. Gene Ontology annotation, molecular function: promoter-specific chromatin binding. Gene Ontology annotation, biological process: negative regulation of transcription by RNA polymerase II. Lineage: Eukaryota; Metazoa; Chordata; Mammalia; Rodentia; Cricetidae. The transcript has a single exon. Gene Ontology annotation, cellular component: PRC1 complex. Bases 185 to 715 code for a protein of 176 amino acids. The record is from RefSeq and is a predicted model, not a curated record.